Molecule: messenger RNA, 723 nt
Organism: Vicugna pacos (alpaca)
Lineage: Eukaryota; Metazoa; Chordata; Mammalia; Artiodactyla; Camelidae
Product: ferritin heavy chain
Biological process (GO): intracellular iron ion homeostasis; iron ion transport
Cellular component (GO): cytoplasm
Molecular function (GO): ferric iron binding; ferrous iron binding
Source: RefSeq, a predicted model, not a curated record
GCUCACACCCAGCCAGCUGUCUGCCGGUCUGACAACCGCCGCCUCAGGCCGCCCUCAUCGCCCGCCCUGGGGACGCUCCGAGGCCGCCGUCGCCUUCACCCCCGCCGCUGCCCGCUUCGCGGCCUCCGCUUCAUUGUCGCCUUCAUUCUGGCCUUGGUGCCCCUGCCGCCAGCCAUGAUGCCCGCGGGGCCCUCACAGGUGUGCCAGAACUACCACCCCGACUGCCAGGCCGCCAUCAACAGCCACGUCACCCUGGAGCUCCACGCCUCCUACGUGUGCCUGGCCAUGGCCUUCAACUUCGACCGCGACGACGUGGCCUUGAAGCACUUCGCCCGCUUCUUCCUGCGGCGCUCGCGGCAGCUGGGGGAGCGGGCCGAGAGCCUGAUGCACCUGCAGAACCAGCGCGGGGGCCGCCUCUGCUUCCACGACAUCAGGAAGCCAGACCGCGACGCCUGGGAGAGCGGCCUCCAGGCCAUGCAGUGCACCUUGCGCCUGGAGAAGGGCAUCAACCAGAGCCUGCUCCACCUGUACCAGCUGGCCAGCGACAAGAGCGACGCCCACCUGUGCCACUACCUGCAGCGCCACUGCCUGAACCAGCAGGUUCCCAAGGGGGACCUAGUGAAAAAGGUGAAGAAGAAGACCGGAGGGUCUUUUGGCAAGCCUACUUGGUUUCGGGACAGUCCCCGGAUGCAGGACUCCUGCUGGCACAGCAGCGCUCAGUGA